Messenger RNA from Ziziphus jujuba (common jujube), 1174 nucleotides. RefSeq lists its product as uncharacterized. The transcript has a single exon. The coding region runs from base 146 to 823 and encodes 225 amino acids. The record is from RefSeq and is a predicted model, not a curated record. NCBI's taxonomy places the organism in Eukaryota, Viridiplantae, Streptophyta, Magnoliopsida, Rosales, Rhamnaceae.
UCAAAGUUGGGUAAAAAGCUGAGAGAGAAAAUACUAGUACUAAAAAAGCCAUUAUUAAUUAAAACCAAAACUCUGUGCCAAAAUAAAAACAGAGCAAAUAAACAGAGCAGAUAAACAGAGCACAAACCUCGAAUUUUCAUCAACAAUGGCAGGGACCAACGGCUCUCUACAACAACAACAACGAACCCACGAUCCCAAACCCACUCUUCAACUUCUCUUCGAUGCUCUCGACCCCAUAUCUCUGAUUCUCUCCCAGAAUUCAAACCCAGACGAACAUCUUCCAUUGAGACUCACCACUGAGAGCUACUUCAUGGAGAGAGGACCCAGAUACAGAGAGUAUGCGGAGCUCAGAGAAUCAAAGCUGAGGAUGAUGAAGAACAUCACAGCUCAAGAACAACAACCCCAGGAACACGAAUUUAAACCAACCCCACCAAAGAAACAGGUCCGAUUUCAAGCCAGUCUUGGCAAUGGCCGUAAAGGGUCGUCCUCCGUUCUUGCUCAAUCGGUUCCUGAUUUCUCUGCCGCUCUGAGGAAGGAGAACAGGAAACCUAUGACAGCUCUGCCUUCCAUGCUCGAGAUGACUCCUCCGCCAUUGAAGAACCGAUCCAAAGCUAAUGGGAUCGUUUCGAAUCCGAGAGGGAGUAAGUCGGCCAAUGCAGGGGAUAAAAGAAACAAUGGAGGUGGGUUAAUGGGGAGGAAGAGCUAUGCGAGUGUUGAGGAACUGAAGGGCCUUUCAUCGGCUGCUGCCAAUGCCAUUAAUGGUGAAAACAGGGGAGCAGGAAGGAAUGGAAGACAGACGGUUUUGGGCUACAGACAAUUUUGAAAGUUUCUUCUGUGGUUGGGAUUCUUUAAGGAUUUUCUUCAAAUUUCAAUUCGUUUCUUCAUUGAAAUUCUUUUUCAUUAUUCAUAAUGUUAUUUUCUACGUUUUUUUUUUUUUUUUUUUUAAUUUUUUUUUUUUUUUUUUUUUUUUUGAGAAUAAUCCUUUUGCUUACUCACCUAAGAAGAGUUUGAUCACGACUCAUUCUUCUUGUAAAGCUUUUGGAUGUAACUACUAAGGUUUAAGUUUGGAUAUGAUAGAUUGCUGAUGGAGUUCAUCUGUUUUCAUGUUCUGUUUGGCAAGUUAGAAAAUUCAAAUUCGAAUAUGAUAGCGUGAAAAUUUUCAUUGUAAUUUGUA